This is a messenger RNA of Mastomys coucha (southern multimammate mouse), 7884 nucleotides long. RefSeq names its product Scm like with four mbt domains 1 (gene Sfmbt1). Gene Ontology annotation, molecular function: transcription corepressor activity; histone binding. Bases 476 to 3067 code for a protein of 863 amino acids. Gene Ontology annotation, cellular component: nucleus. The record is from RefSeq and is a predicted model, not a curated record. Gene Ontology annotation, biological process: regulation of DNA-templated transcription. The transcript is spliced from 21 exons. Lineage: Eukaryota; Metazoa; Chordata; Mammalia; Rodentia; Muridae.
GGCGCGCGUCAGCCCGGCUGGGCGCGAGAGGCCAAAGUGGCCGGGUGGCCGCAGCGGGCUCCCAACUUGCAGGCUCCGGUCCCCCGCCCCCAUCGAGCGCCCUCCCGCCGAGCCCCCGCGGACCCGCCCCCCCGGGCUCGCUCCGGGCGGGGCGCGAACCCGCAGCCCGCGCCGCCGCUCAACUUCGCAGGGCCUAGGCGGCGGCAGCGGCAGCAGUAGCAGCAGCAGCAGCAGCAGCCCGGUGGCCGAGUCUGAGCUUCCACGGCAACCGGUGGCUCCGGCCUCUCCGGCGCUUCGCCCCGGGGAGGCGCCGCCGCCCGACCCCCCGCGCAGAUCUGGUGAGCGUCCCGGGGCUGCUCCGCAGAUCUGUGGAUGCCACUGGCCAGAAACUUGACACUUCAGAUCAUCUUUGUAUCACAGCAGAGCCCUCAGCCUACUCAUUAUUUGGGGAAGAGAUAGCCCAUGUGCUGUGGAGAUGAACGGGGAGCAGCAUCUUGAUACAGAUCUUGGGUCUGGUGUAGAAGUAGAAGAAUUCAGCUGGGAAGAUUAUCUAGAAGAGACAGGUUCCACCACAGUUCCCUACGCAUCGUUUAAACAUGUGGAUAUACGUUUGCAAAAUGGAUUUGCUCCAGGGAUGAAGCUGGAGGUAGCUCUGAAAAAAGAUCCUGAGACUUACUGGGUUGCCACCAUCAUUACUGCCUGUGAGCAGUUGCUCCUGCUCCGUUAUGAAGGCUAUGGGGAAGACCGGAAAGCAGACUUCUGGUGUGAUAUCAGGAAAGCUGGCCUCUAUCCCAUUGGGUGGUGUCAGCAGAAUAAGAAGACCCUCGAAGCUCCAGAAGGCAUCAGAGAUAAAGUGUCCGAUUGGAAUGCAUUCCUACAGCAGACCCUGAUAGGAGCCUGUGGUCCUCCUGUGUCUCUGCUAGAGGGCCUCCGUAAUGGAAGGAAUCCUUUAGAUCUCAUUGCUCCAGGAUCCAGACUAGAAUGCCAAGAUUUUCGGGACUCUUUAAGCGCUUGGAUUGUUACUGUUGUGGAGAACAUUGGAGGACGGUUGAGGCUGCGGUAUGAAGGACUUGAAAGUCGUGAUGGUUUUGAACACUGGUUGUAUUACUUAGAUCCAUUUCUUCAUCACAUUGGUUGGGCUGCUCAGCAAGGAUAUGAACUUCAGCCCCCUUUAGCUAUAAGACAUCUGAAAAAUGAAGCUGACUGGCAAGAGAUUUUGGCCAAAGUGAAAGAGGAAGAGCCAUUACCCUCUUACUUAUUUAAGGAUAAGCAAGUUAUUGGAACCCAUGAAUUUUCUAUAAACAUGAAGUUAGAAGCUGUGGACCCAUGGUCUCCUUUUGGGAUUUCUCCUGCUACAAUUGCUAAGGUUUUUGAUGAUAAGUACUUUCUAGUGGAAAUGGAUGACCUUCGACCAGAAGACCAUACAAGGCGAUCAUUUGUAUGCCAUGCUAACAGUCCUGGUAUCUUUCCUGUGCAGUGGAGUCUAAAGAAUGGUUUACACAUCAACCCUCCUCCAGGCUUCCGGAGCCAGGACUUUGACUGGGCUGACUACCUCAAACAGUGUGGUGCUGAAGCUGCUCCCCAGAAGUGCUUCCCGCAGUCAGUUUCUGAGCACCAGUUUAAGGAGAACAUGAAACUGGAGGCAGUGAACCCUCUUUUCCCUGAAGAAGUGUGCAUUGCCACCAUUACUGCGGUGAGAGGCUCAUACCUGUGGCUCCAGCUAGAAGGUUCUAAGAAGCCUGUACCUGAAUUUAUUGUAAGUGCGGAGUCAAUGAGUAUAUUUCCUUUGGGCUGGUGUGAAACCAAUGGCCAUCCUCUCAGUACUCCUCGCCGGGCACGAGGGCAUAAAUUGAGGAAAAUUGCAGUGGUUCAACCAGAAAAAAAAAUACUGUCUUCAAGAAGUGUCCACGAGGGCCUGAAGAAUCAGCUGAACUCCACUCACUCAGUGAUGAUCAAUGGAAAAUACUGUUGUCCAAAGAUAUACUUCAACCACCGUUGCUUCUCAGGGCCAUAUCUUAAUAAAGGAAGGAUUGCUGAGCUGCCUCAAUGUGUGGGACCUGGGAACUGCGUUCUGGUACUUAGAGAGGUACUUACUUUGCUUAUCAACGCAGCCUACAAACCCAGCCGUGUCCUCCGUGAGCUCCAGCUGGACAAAGACUCUGUGUGGCACGGAUGUGGGGAAGUCCUAAAGGCCAAAUAUAAAGGAAAGAGUUACCGAGCUACUGUUGAGAUAGUGAGAACAGCAGACCGAGUGACUGAAUUCUGCCGGCAAACAUGUAUCAAGCUGGAGUGUUGUCCCAACCUCUUUGGUCCACGCAUGGUUCUGGAUACAUGUUCUGAGAACUGCUCUGUCCUUACAAAGACCAAAUACACACACUAUUAUGGAAAGAAGAAAAAUAAAAGAAUUGGGAGGCCACCCGGUGGGCAUAGUAAUUUAUCUUGUGCCCUGAAAAAAAGCAGUAAGAGGAGAAAAAGGCGGAAAAAUAUUUUUGUUCAUAAGAAGAAACGUUCUUCUGCAUCUGUUGACAAUACCCCAGUGGGCUCACCCCAGGGAAGUGGGGGUGAAGAUGAGGAGGAUGCAGAUGAUGGAGAUGAAGAUUCCCUAACUGAGGGCAGCACAUCCGAGCAACAGGAGGAGUUACAGGAAGAGUCUGAAGUAUCAGAAAAAAAAUCAUGCUCCUCUUCUCCCACCCAGAGUGAGAUGUCCACCCCACUGCCCCCAGACACACAGACCAAUAAAAGAGACGCCCAGACUUCUUCAGUCUCAGAUGAUGAAAAUAAGCCUCCUUCACCAAAGGAAAUAAGGAUUGAAGUGGACGAAAGGCUGCACCUGGACAGCAACCCACUGAAGUGGAGUGUGGCUGACGUCGUGCGGUUCAUCAGGUCCACUGACUGUGCUCCACUGGCAAGGAUAUUUCUUGAUCAGGAAAUCGAUGGGCAGGCCCUUUUGCUCCUUACCCUUCCCACUGUUCAAGAGUGCAUGGACUUAAAGUUGGGCCCCGCCAUCAAGCUUUGCCAUCACAUAGAGAGAAUCAAGUUUGCUUUUUAUGAGCAGUUUGCCAACUGAGAAGGACAGCAGACUGAGCUGGGUCUUUGAAGCACAGUGCAGCAACCCUUUUGCCCUGCUCUACAAGGGCUGUCAGCCUGCAAGUGUUAGCUUGCUAUCUUUGCACUUUCAGGGAAGGAGGACCCACACUGAGGAAGCAAAAACAGCACAAAAAUGGCUCUCCUACAGUGGAAAUAAGGACUUCUGUUUAGAAGAUUCCAGUUUUUAAAAAGUGUGAGAAAACCGUAAAAGUCUGAAUUACUAUUAACGGGACCUGAAAACAAAGAGUGAUGGAGACAGCUGGACCGCACCAAUUUGGUUAUUUUCAUUCUGUUCCUUCCCUCUGUAGAUUGAACUCUGUUCUCUGCUUUCUCUUUCUUGAAAAGAGAGGACAUAGCUUUAAGUCAGCACUGGUUUGGGACUGUGCCUAAGGCACAUCAGUGCUUCAUUGUUGUUGUGUUUUUAAGCUUUUUUAAAUUAAAGCAGUUCAUUUUGGGGAUAAUUAAGUGGCUCUAGGGUUUUGAAUGUAUAGUCACACUUUGAUCCAUUUUAAAAUCUAUCCUUAGAAGUUCCUUUGUUUACUACCUCUGUUGAUGACUGCGCUUACAGCCAUGAGUGACAUUUUUUGUAUGAUGCCAUUUUUAAGCUGAAUGCUAAAACUAUGACAGAAGUUAGAGAAGGCACCGCCUGCUUUCUUAAAGAUACCAUGUCGGCACUUACACCACCAGUCCCUUAACCAAUUUGUCCUAAGAAUUCUACUGUUGUGUUCUCCAUCAUGACCCAGUUUUGGCCACCAUUGUUAAGUGGCUUUACAAAGACCAAUGGGUAAUUAUUCUCUCCCUAUUAGUUCUGAAAGGUAUUUAAGUGGCUUUUAUUUUAUGUUUAUUUUUCUGUUAGAGUUGUUUAACUACCUCUUUUAUUUCUGGAGUUUCUACUCUCAGUGAAAAUCAGUAUGUGUUCUUUGGACCCACUGUCAAGCCCAUUUUUCUCGUUUUCUAGGUAUUUCUAGGUAAACAUAGCAGAGAAAUGUGUCUUUAGGGAUGGCACAAAGUAUGAAGUUCCUUAAUAGUGUCCUCGGUUCUAAGUACUGAGAGGUAGUUGAGUCUAUGUCCACACUACCCAAAGUGUCCCAGAUCUUACCGCCUCUGGAAAGUUAAGCAGGGCCUGGUUGGUACUUGGAUGGGAGAGGUGGUUAAGGAGUCUGGAAAUCUCUGUCUAGCCACAUUUAUGCCUGUCUUCAGUUAAACCAACUUAAAUUGAAUGUAAUUACAGUCCUAAGAUUCCCACUCAAUAGCUCAUUCUUUUGAAGUUUUUCAUUUUUUAAAUUAAAUUCAAGUUGACAUGAAGCUCCAGGUGAAUUUUCACAUACAGUGGCAUUGUUAGCUAUUAUAGAAGACUAACACUUGCUCUGCUAUAGCCAUGAGUAAGGAAGGACAUGCAUACACAGUUGCUCCUUUAUUGUUUUCCUUGUUGAUUAUUUAUUUGUUUAUUUAUUUUUGAUUGCCCUAAUCCCUACAGAUUUAUACCCUAAGCAUUUUUUCCUCAAGAAUUGAAAAUGUUUUAAAACUGCAAACUGAGUAACUUCUGAACAAGUAUACAAAUAUAAGGUAAUAUUACUACAAAUUUAAAUUGUGAUUUUUUUUUCAUUUCUCAACUCAAACCCCACCUGUUUUUAUGGACAUUGGGAAAGACUGUAGUCUAAACCCUCUUCUUCAGUGAAUAACCAUCUAGCCAAGUCUUAAAGCAGUAGCUCUCACAUGGGUAUCUGGGAAGGAGCUUCAUUUAAGUAAUGAUUCAUUUAUUUGAGCUUAUUCGGAGAUCCAUCUUCUAAGAAUGUAAUUCUUUCGUGCCAUGGAGAGAAGCAGAUGUGAUACUAGGAAACAGUGUUGGCAGACUGACAUGUUGUGGCUCUCUUCAUUAGAAUCUCCUGCGACCACAGGAAUUGAGUCACCGAUACAAAGGGGAGUCUUGUAAGAACAUAAGACCUAUGCCUGUAGGAUCUCAUAUUGUUAACUUGGUAAAAGGAAAGGUGACAGCAAUGGCUGUAAUUUACCUCUUAUCAGAGAUGGCAGGUAUUAUGGCUAAAAGGUGAAGCAUAUGACCCAAGGCCCAAGUGUGGCUGGGGAGCAGGGGUGGGCACCAUAAUUAUUCAGUCUCUGCUUUCUCCUAUAGAAAGACCAGCCAUAAGUUAGACAAGAGGAGGGCUUCCCUAAAUAUUUCUUGACAGUUACAUCAGAGAAUUAUCUACCCCAUCCAUCCUUACAGUAAGAGGAUAAUUAUAUGAGAAUUUUGCAGAGGACUUUUUUUAAGUAUAAAAUUCUAAUCCCAAACUGGGUAUGGUGAUUUAUACCUUUAAUCCCAGUACUUGGGAAGUGGAAAUAAAGAUUAGACGUUUAAGAUCAACCUCAGCUACACAGUGAAUCCUAGGCUAGCCUGGGUUAUAAGAGACCCUGCCCUCCUUUUAAAAUUGUUUUUAUUUCAUGUAUCUAUGAAAGAGGCAGGGGUUAGGCUGGGUAGCGUGAUGGUUCGGAUAUGGUGCUGAGAUGUUUUAAGUUUGGUAAUAGCUUGCAUUGUUGGGGUAGUAGUUUAUAUGUUGCACAUUUGUAGGGGAAAUCUGUUUCUGAGACAGCCAACCUCAAGCUUUUUAGAGGUGUUUUGUGAGGAUACUAUCUGGAGGUCACCUGCAGUCAAGUUUUUUAUGAUCCAUCUUUAACCUGAGUUAACAAACUUAGAAAUACAUAAAUGGACUAUACUGUUCUCCCAGACAAAAUGUAACUGACCAAAACUAGGCUUUACAACUAUAUUGGUCUUCUAGGGUAACCUUCAACUGUAUGUGCAGAUUGGCUCUGAUAUUUUGACUAUAUCUAUCUGCUGAUUUCCUUUAUGAAACAUCUUCAUCUUUUUCAAAUACAGGGAAUACAUUGAUGGAGCCUUUUAAUUACACCUUUAGCCUUUCUUUAGCAAUAUACAUAGCUCCCUGUUUUUAUAAUACAGGUAUAGGAAGGGUACUAGCCAAGCUCUGGAAAUGAAGAUCUUGGUAAAUAUUUAUUAUUGAAUUUAAAAGAGGCAGGCAUAGAAAACCAGUUUAGAGUUUGACCUUUGUAUGUCUCUUCGAGAAAUAAAAGUAUUUUCACUGUGAGGGAAAGGGCAUUAGACCAAAGCUUCCUGAAGACUUGAAAACAUUUUACAUGCUCUUUAGAACCACUGUAGUUACUAAUGUGAAGCCUGAAGAAGGCAGGUAAGACUGAAAACAAACCACCCCUCUCAACCUAACAUUGUUUCCAAGAGACACAUAACAUCGGGGAGUUUAAAUGAAAGGUAACAGCAGUAUAAAAACUUGUAAAAUUAUGGAAACUGUCACUGGGACUUACUUACUCUUAGUUGGCACCUCUCACCAGAGCUUACAUUGAAGAGAUCCUUGUCCAGUUUGAGUGAUUGCCACCAGUGCUGGGAGAGUCGUUAGACUGUGGAAACAACACUGAGUUUGAACUUGCCUUACAUACUUGGAAUAUUCCAUAUGUGUACAAAACCACACAAGUUCCUAAGUGUUCUUACAAAGUGAAGUAGAGAACUGGGGCAGACAAGAUACUCCCUUUAUAAAUUUGGAUGUCUUUGGUCCUAGGAUCUUUGUAAGUUCUGUGUCUUAUGACCAUGGUGCCGGCUCAGAAACUCUGUAAAGACAGAGCCUCCUGUACAAACAAGAAGUAAUAGUCACUUUCCUGCCAUUGGCUUUAUUUACUUUAAGUGUUUUACUCAUGAACUUCGAUGAUUGCUUUGUAUGAGAAUGUAUGUACUUGGGGAAUUUGAAUUUAUUUUAUAAGCUACCUGCUGACCUGGAAUUUUGUUCUAAGAACUCUAAACUCAAAGUCCAGUCCAAAUGGAUCUGGUUCCAGGCACACUCAUUUGGGGUUGUUUUCCUUACUGCUUGUCUUCAGCCACAUAGGUGACUUUGCUCUGGGAACAGCCUUAAGGAUGAGGGACACAGGUAGUGGGUGUUAAUGCAGCACAUAUUGAUUUUCUUGCUGCUAUGUUUAAGAAGUCAAAAUUUCAUAAGAACCAGCAAAACUGGGGUAAAGGUUUGUAGGGGAGGUUGGGGGAUUAAAAAAAAAAAAAAAAAAAAAAGCAGGUCCAAAACUCUCAGAAUGCUUUUUUCUGACAAGUCUGGUGUGGUAGGUACUAUGAAUUACCAAGGUGAAGUGUUGUGAAAGAGACAAGCAACAGAUUGGCCAGACGGUUGUCACUACCAGCAGUAAAGUGCAGAAUGGAGCCAAGGGGAAGCAAGCAAGCAAGGGAGGAAGGAAGAGAGGGAGAGAGGGAACUUGUGUGAGAGAGGAACUGCUCGAUGUGUGUGGAAACUCAGGCAGAAGGGUUCCUAUAUGGCUCAUUCUGUCUAACUAUGUCUAGCUCAAGUCACAAUGCAUUGAUUAGCAGAGGCUGAGGAGAAGCAGGCAGUCUCUAGACCUUUGUGAGAAUCUCUGGGGUUUUAAGUGCUCGUGUCUUCCUAAAGACAAUCAGGGGCUUGUCAGGAUGGGACUCCAGGCUGCUUCCAGCACCGUCCUUAGCCCUCUCUCCAGUACUCUCUCUUUGGAAGUAAUGCACUUUGUUUAAUGUAUUUUGCCUUUAAAAAAAAAAGUUGCUUGUUUGGAACAAAAUGAGAUGCUUUUGGCACUGUAUCAUUCCUGCUUGCUGUUUUUCCUCUUAAUUUAAAAUUUUAUGCAUUGAAGACAAAGUACCCUUAAGGAGAAAUAUGCACAAGAAUACCUAUUAAAAUAACUCCCAUCAAGUUUGAUGGUAUAAUUUUUAAGGAUUAAAAACAGAACAAAACUAUUUUGAGUGAA